GUUAGCUGAGCGGAACAGUAGACAGGAAGCUGUUUUGCCCUUUUUUGUACAGUAUAAGUUCUGCGUAGUCGCUCAGACUGAAUUGGAACCGGCUACUGAAGGACAAAACGAGAGUUAAAGAAGUCAGUGGUGCUUUAAGAGGGCCAUUAAGGUAAAGCCAGAGGCUCUAGAGACAACUAGCCCAAGUCUGUCAGAAGAGAGGUGGUGUAGUUCCGGCCUCAGACUGGUCAUGCUGCCAGUGUGAGAUCUCUGGAGAUUAUAUGAGCCCCGCGAUGGCAGCUUUGGCAGGUUUUGAGUCUGGGACUGGACCAAGGACAGGUGAGAGGAGGCUAUCCUGGCCAGUUUUCCUGCUGACACUGGUUGCUGUCACCUCCUCCUCUCUUUCAGCUUUGUCCCUGUACCAACUGGUGGCUCUCAGAGCUGAGGUAGAGGGACUCAAAUCAGAGGUGUAUCGCAGGAGAGAAGAGGGACAAGAGGCUAAACAUGCAGGACAGACCGAGAACAUGAGUAGGAGAAGCAGCCAAGAGCCUCUGCACCAACCUGGGACUCAAGAUGCGUUCACCCUGACAAGGAAUAGAAGGUUGGUCUCUGGAUCAGAGACAUUAGUUUCUCAGCCUUGCCUGCAGUUGUUGGCAAACAGUAGCAGGAAAACCUUCAGGAAAGAAUAUAAGUCGGAGCCACACACAGGUAUACCCUGGCAGGCUGGGCUGAGGAGAGGCUCUGCCCUGGAGGCAGACAGAGACUGCAUGUUGGUCAGAGAGGAGGGCUUCUACUUUGUGUACGGCCAGGUCUACUACAUAGACAGCACCUUUGCAAUGGGUCACGUGGUGAUUCGGAGGAAGAGGAAUGUGGUGGGAGACGAGCCUCAGUCUGUGAUCUUGUUCCGCUGCAUCCAGAAUAUGAACCCUGUUCACCCGUACAACACCUGCUUCACAGGAGGUAUCGUGAAGCUGGAGGCCGGCGACCACUUGGAGCUGCUGAUCCCCCGUUCCACAGCCAACGUGUCCCUGUAUGGAGACGCCACCUUCCUGGGUGCUGUCAAACUGGCUUAAAGUAUGUCGCCUCACUUUGGACCCUGCGGGAUUCUGUUGUGUUGGGGAAGAGGUGCCAUAAUGGGAGGGGAGUGAGCAACAAGGCACAGUUCUGAUGACCUCGCGUGACUUUGGGUGAUGUGAAUUAUGUGAUGUGAGGUGAGAAGAAUACAGAAAGCAAUGAAUUCUGUGCUGGCUGAGAGACAGACUGUGUGACUCCUAGCAUGUUGAGCCUGAGGGAACAUGAAGGGGACUGUGAGCUGUAGCGCAAGCUUUACUCUUAAAGGGACAGUUCACCCCAAAAUAAAAAAUAUGUAUUUUUCCUCUUACUUUUAGAGCUGUUCAUCAAUCAAGAUUGUUUUGAUGUGAGUUGCUGAGUGUUGUAGAGAUGUCCACCUUCUUUCAAAUAUAAUGGAACUAGAUGGCACUCGGCUUGUGGUGCUCAAAGCACCAAAAAUACAUUUGAAAAGCUCAACAGCAAUGUCUCUUUCCAGAAAUCAUGACCCAGUCACUCAAGAGGAUCCACAGACCUUGUUGUGAGCACUUUAAUGUAGGAACUAUUUUCAUUCCACCAAACCACACCCACUAACUGCCUCACCACGCAGAAGGAAUUGUGCAUCAACUGCUAGCUCACCUAGCGCUGCUGAGCUAGCUAACGUUACAGCUCAGCUGAAGAGGACACCAUUAGCCUCUAGAUGCACGCUUCCUAUGUCCAACGAAUGUCCAACACUUCAUAUGUCCAAUGAAUAGCACUGCAGUUAAGAGGAAAAACAUGUAUUUUUUUUUAAUUUUGUGAUGAAAUGUUCAUUUAAAAAUGUAUUCAACUUAUAGCUACAGCUGUAUUAUAUUAAUUUCUACCACACAUCAAGACAAGCUAUAAAACCGCCAAGUAUAUUUUCUUUAAAUCAUCACAAACAUUUGUUAAGAUCUGACUUAUUAGACAUGACUUUGUCUGACUUGUAAGAGAUGUUUUACUUACACUGUAAUGAUCAAUAAGUCUUUCAUCCUGUAGCAGCAGCAUCACUGAAAUACUCCUUCUCACCUGCUUUAUUAUUUUAGAUAUUUUCACAUAAGCAAGAGUGGUUUGAUUUAUCACCUGAGUUCCAUGAUUUUAUAUAAGCUUACCUGUACCGUAUAUGUCUAACUGAUUGAAAAUGUAGAUGCAAUAAAGUGACAGUACAAGCUAUGACAUCAUCUGGAAUCUGGGUGGAGGUUGUUGUUCCUCUGUCGGCCACAAGAAGGAGAGACUUCAGUGUGGCAGAUCAUCCUGCCAGGCAGCAGAGACACACAUGGAGCUGAGGUUGAGUGAGAACAGUGGAACUUAGGUAAAAGUGCCUAUUUUUAGACUGAGGCAAAAACAGUGCAGGCAGAAAAUGACUGCGCGUUAAAAGGAACUGCUGCUCAAUGAAAUUGAGGAGCCUGUGGUUAGUAAACAGAGAAAUGUCUUCAAUGGAUGAUUCUUCAUGUUAAGCCAGAGGGAGAGGGAGAGGGAGAGGGAGAGGUACACCUGGGGCACCAUUACAUGACUUUGCAUAAAUUUGGUGACAUGGAAAAUUAUAAAUACCAAGAUAUUCAUUUCAAACUCCCUUCCCUAGUAUACAAUACAUUCUACAGAAAUACAAAUUAAUGACAGGCAAAAUAGUUUGAUUAAACAGUAUCUCUGGCUGUUACCUGCUGUCACGGAACAACUAAAACUCUGCUGAAAAAUCUAAGUGCCUUAAUUUUGCAGAGGUGUGUUGGAUGGUAGAUGUCCCCCCAAGGCAAGAAGCCCACCCACAUGUAAUUCAGCUUAUGCAGUGUCAGUGAAGCUGAUUUCUAUGUGUUGCCUACACACACUUGUACUGUACAUCUUACUUCUUCUCUGCUCCUAGCUUUUUAUGCUCAUAGCAAAACAAAACUGCCAACUAAUAACCAACUAAUAUUCAGAUAAAAAAAAGAUAAAUGAAGAAUAAAUCAUAUCUAAAGGAUAACAUUUGUCAACCUGGGCCCUAUUUUCCCAUGUAUUGUCAUUUAACAGACUGAUGUGAACAACAGUUUUUGAAAUUGCUCCAGUACUGAGCAAGAGGGCAGCAACCGGCAGCUGAGCAAGGGGCUGCAGUGAGAGCAUAUGGGGCAACUGAACUGUAUCACACUGUAUCUCCAUUAAAAGUGGUUAUUUUCGCCACAGACAGGCUCAGAUUGUUACUAUAAGUGGCUGGAGUGUCUCUUUACCUUUCACUUGAUCCAGUCUGUUAUUGUCCCAUCAGGCGGAAUUCUCGUUCUGAAAUCUCACCAUGUGUGACCUGUUGCAGGGAAACAACAAUGGAAAUGUGAGUGAGAUUUGGAGAGAGUAGUAAGGGGAAUAGUCUGUUGUGGAGUACAGAAAACAGAAAUGUAGUAUGUAAAAGAUUUUCCAUGCACAGCCUGGUAUCAUUCUGAAGCCGCAACAGACACUGACAAAAAAAGACAUCCUUUUACAUUGGCAUAAUAUGCAGCCAGGCGCCAUCAUUGUGUAACAUUGUCUGACGGCGUCAAAGAAAUUGCAGCUGGACAACAACAUCAGUUAGCGGGGCUGGAAAUGUCAAGUAGGCUGGUUGGGAGGGUUGGUGGAUGGGUCCAACAAUCACUGACUUUCACCCAGGAGGCCAGUGUUAGCCUCACGUAUGAAUGUAAAACGUAAAUUUGUGGUGUUGUACCGACGUAGUGUGUUUAUUUUGAAGGGGCUGUGCGCAAUCUGUACAUUUCCUGUGAAAAUGGAAGUGUAUUUUGAAAAGACACAAUGCAUUUAACAGGCUGAAGUUGACAUGGCCUCCCAGAACAUCAACAACAGAUACACCCAGGCUGUGUGGCAUGUCAUGUAGAUGUGGAAAGUCCACAACCAAGUGGCGAUAUGUGACGAGGUCAGAGUGAGAAUGUGUUGCAGUGUAUGGAUGAUAAUUUAAAUGAUUUCGACAAUAAAAACGAGGCCUUGAAUUUGAUGGGCGUCUGCAUUUAUUUGAGCCGGAGUAUAUGGAUAAAGAGCACCUAAUAAUUUAAGAGCAGAAGAGAAGAGGGGGGGACAACAGGUAGCCACUUAUAAUAACAAUCUGAGCCUGUCUGCAACAAUAAUAACCACCUUUGAUGUAGGUACAGUGACGGUGUUCAGUUGCCCCAUAUACUUACAUUGUGGCCUGUUGUGCGGCUGUCAGCUGCUGCCUUUCGCUCAAUACUGGACCGAUUUCAAAAACUGUUGCUUACAGCAGUCUCUUAAAGACACACACGGGAAAAUAGGAAGUUGAAAAAUGCCCAAGUUAUCCUUUAAGUAUGGUUUAGUCUUAACUAAUCUUUUUUUAUCUGAAUAUUUGUUAGUCAUUAGAUAGCAGUUUCAUUCUGCUAAGUUAUCUUUUAAGUGUUAGACCUGUCUUUAAAUGGAAAAAAGGUGGCGUAAACGAAAAUAUGUUUAAUUUUGUUUUGUUUCUAGCCUAAACCCGAAACUGCAUUAAAGUAAUAAGUGAUAUUUUUCAGCCAAA
Messenger RNA from Epinephelus lanceolatus (giant grouper), 4519 nucleotides. It is a transcript of the gene tnfsf13b, whose product is annotated as TNF superfamily member 13b. NCBI's taxonomy places the organism in Eukaryota, Metazoa, Chordata, Actinopteri, Perciformes, Serranidae. Gene Ontology annotation, biological process: immune response; positive regulation of B cell proliferation. Gene Ontology annotation, molecular function: tumor necrosis factor receptor binding; receptor ligand activity. The record is from RefSeq and is a predicted model, not a curated record. Gene Ontology annotation, cellular component: membrane.